AUGUUCCUUUUUUUAUUGUUUCAAGGUCGUCGUGAGAUAUGUAAUGCUCAGAAAGGUGGAAAUAUUAGAGGACCAGUCGACUGUAAACUAGUGAAGUACAAGGCGCCAGAACAUGUUCCAGUCGGAGAUUGCUCUGGUUGGAGGGCGGAAACUUGGACACUCAAUGAUGAUUGCAGUAAAAAAAAGAAACACAAAAUGCACAAGAAAAAGAAGAAAAAUAAAUCAAAGAAGAAGGAUUGUGCAACCAAAUGCAUCACCACCACCACCCCCGCCACCGCCACCGCCACCGCCAUAUGUCCAAAACCAACUGUGGAAAAUAUUUGUUGUCCUUAUUUGAGGUGUGGAUGUAUUUGUGCAACGAGUGACUAUCCUGGAAGUGAGUAA
Molecule: messenger RNA, 384 nt
Organism: Rodentolepis nana
Lineage: Eukaryota; Metazoa; Platyhelminthes; Cestoda; Cyclophyllidea; Hymenolepididae
Source: the annotation of a GenBank genome assembly